Messenger RNA from Mugil cephalus (flathead mullet), 3827 nucleotides. It is a transcript of the gene qrfprb, whose product is annotated as pyroglutamylated RFamide peptide receptor b. The record is from RefSeq and is a predicted model, not a curated record. The coding region runs from base 139 to 1458 and encodes 439 amino acids. Gene Ontology annotation, cellular component: membrane. Lineage: Eukaryota; Metazoa; Chordata; Actinopteri; Mugiliformes; Mugilidae. Gene Ontology annotation, molecular function: peptide binding; neuropeptide Y receptor activity. Gene Ontology annotation, biological process: G protein-coupled receptor signaling pathway. The transcript is spliced from 6 exons.
CACAUGUAAAGCAGCAGCAGCAGCAGGAGCAGGAGGAGGAGGAGGAAGAUCUGCGCAGCAUCCAGCUGCACCUGUUCCAUCCCCGAGUCGUUCUCCUCUCCGCUUCCCACCAAGUGCGCCUCGGCUUUGGACAGAGCCAUGGCUGCGCCUUCGACAGAUUCGGGGCAGGGUUCCACCAAAAUAACUCCGGAGGUGCUGCAGGAGAUGCUCCAGUACUACAACUUGAGCCGCCAGGAGUUUAUCAACACUUACAACAUCCAGCCGCUCGUCUACAUCCCCGAGUUGCCGUACAGCGCCAAGACCACCUUCGUGAUCAUGUACGUGGUCAUUUUCGUCCUGGCCCUGGCUGGAAAUAGUUUGGUCAUUUACAUAGUUGUGAAGAAACGCGCCAUACAGACGGCGACGGAUAUUUUCAUUUGCUCCCUGGCGGUGAGCGACCUGCUCAUCACUUUCUUCUGCAUACCCUUCACUUUGCUGCAGAACAUCUCCUCUGAAUGGUUCGGAGGGGUCCUGGUUUGCAAGACGGUUCCCUUUGUGCAGACCACAGCCAUAGUGACCGGCAUCCUCACGAUGACCUGCAUUGCUAUUGAGCGAUACCAGGGCAUUGUCUUCCCGCUGAAAAUGAGGCGGCAGUAUUCUUCCAAAAGAGCAUACAAGAUGCUAGGGCUCGUGUGGAUCGCCUCCGUGAUAGUGGGCUCACCGAUGCUGUUCGUGCAGCAGCUUGAGGUGAAGUACGACUUCUUGUACGAUCACUACCACGUGUGCUGUCAGGAGAGCUGGAGGUCUCUGACUCACAGGCAGGCGUACACCACCUUCAUCAUGGUGGCUCUGUUCCUGCUCCCUUUGGCAGCCAUGUUGUUCCUGUACACCCGCAUCGGCAUCGAGCUGUGGAUCCGCAAGAGGGUGGGCGACGCCUCGGUCCUCAACACCAUGAACCACAGGGAGAUCAACAAGAUCUCAAGGAAGAAGAAACGAGCUGUUAAAAUGAUGAUCACCAUUGUUCUGCUGUUCACCAUUUGUUGGGCACCGUUCCACACCGUCCACAUGCUGUUCGAGUACUACGACCUGGAGAAGAAAUACGACGGCGUCACGCUGAACACGAUCAUCGCCAUCGUCCAGGCCAUCGGCUUCUUCAACAGCUUCAACAACCCCAUCGUGUACGCCUUCAUGAACGAGAACUUCAAGAAGAGCUGCGUGUCCACGCUCUCCCACUGCAUCCGGAAACCGAGCCAGCAGGGCGGCGCCGUGGUGGCGCCGAGGCUGAGCGUGCAGUUCAUCAAGCCCCAGAGCAGGGAGGCCUUCCUGAAGCCCGACGAAGGCCACAACCCGGAGCUGCACUCGGUGGAGCAGGGCCCCUCCAGCUCGUCGCACGGCGAGAGCUCAUUGGAGAUCAUAGGAGAGAAGAUCUCCACCAUUCAAACGGAGCUCGCCGCCAACAGCUCCUCUCAAGUCAAAUGAGAAGACGAAGUUCAGGUCUUAACUUUUGGACUCCAACUGCUUCAGCUUGCUGUCGGCCACUGGCACUUGGCGCCGGUGUCUGCAAGUGUGUCAGAUGUGAAUUCAAGCCUCAGGAAGAGCAGCAAGAAGUGAAAUGAAGGAAUAACCAAACGAGCCAAGACCGGUCAGACGCUGUCAAGUAAUCAUUUGUUUUCUCUCAGAAAUCUACCGGACAUUGAGCUCAGAUGGUUGCAGUCAUAUUGCGCUGCAGAGGAAGCCGUUUUGCAAAUGUCAACGCAGGGCACUUUCCAGAGAAGCUGCCAGCUGCACUUAGCAGCAAAAGGACGGCGUCUUUUACCGCUGCUAAAUUAGCAUCAGUCCAAAUCAGCACAGAACUUACUUCAGGUUAAUUCAACUGCAAUCCUCUGUUUUAUCAAGGUGACGUGCAAUCCUUCGCUGCCGAGCGUUACCGCGACACUUUACAGCAACAAUCAAAGAUUACCUCUUUAAAAACUCUAAAUAUCGGAUGGCGACCGCAGCCGAUUGUCAGCGUGCACUGCUUUGCACUUUUCGUCCAGUAAAUGUCCACGUGAAGUCAAAUUCGAUGUGAACAACGGGAAAGUUGUUUUGUAGGUAUAACUUAAAGUUUGUCAUUUCCUGGAAAACUGUUGAAAAAUAUUGAUGACUCAUCCUGCCCUUGGGGGCGUGUACUAAUUGAAUGCUUUCUGAUUACCUGUGUCUUUUACUGGUUUUGUUUAGGGAGUGAGGCAUCUUCCCUGACUCUUAAGAAAUAUUGAGAAAGAAAUAGCACUUUGCGAGAUGUGGCAUUUGAUUAUUUAACAUCUUUUUUCGUUUUUGUAGUGCCAAACUGAGCAUGUAGAACUAGCAGACAGCACUGCAAACACGGCCCUUGCACAGCUAUGAAAUCAUGCCUCACGGUGGUCCCGGAUCACACCACGUUUUCAGAAACACAAAACACUGACCCCAGAUUAUUCAACCAUUUGUUGGUAGACCUGGUUACGUGCACCGUUCACUACUGAUCUUAAAAACUCUUCACUGUACUUUUUGCACACAAAAGCAAAUCAGUCCACGGGACACAACAUGUGAUUCAGUCGGAAAACAGACAAAGGCUCAACGUGAAUCCUCUUUUGUGGCAGACAUCAACCUCCUCUUGAUCUACAGGGAUUUCCAUUGUGCAGCUGAUGAUGAACUGCCAAAUGUAUUUUGCAGUCAUGACUCAUGGACAUGCAACAGGAAAGGUUUCCGUGUUGGCGAAGCUUUUACAGAAUGCUUUUGUAACCUACCAAUUACAGUUGUCCCUUCUUACUUUUAUUUUUUUCUCUGCCUUUGUAAAGCAGGCAUCUGGGAGCAAAGGUAAACUCCUCUGAUGGCCGCAUUGUGCAGAGCAUCGAGCAAGAUACCUCGCCUUAUGUAGACGACAGAUGGAAACACGACUAAGAACAAAUCAUUUACUUACUUAUUUACCGUAAAAUCACAUGCAUUUAAGGUUAUGUAGCAGAUUGUAGCUGCAGGGUGGAGAUGCAAACAUGCAGAUUUGAAGCCAGUUUCAGAUAUUAUUACAGCAUUAAACCGUGACAGUAACCUCACAUCAAAGACAGUCUGCAUAAAUCUGUAGGUUAAACGCCUUUUAGGGUUGGUUCAAGCUGGUUCAAGUAUUAAUGUGUUUGCUUAAUGGUGCCGUGAGAUAUUUUUGUAACGUUCAUUGUCAAAGCAAAUGUUAUUUCAGCGUAUAGUUUUGUACUGAUCCGUUCAGUAGUGAGUGCUUGACUUUUAUUCGGCAUUCUGUGCAAAUUUUAAUGGUGUCGCUUUGAAAAAAACAAAUUAACUACAAUUUAUUUAAGUUUGUUCCUUUGUCUUCAUUUCGUUUCUUUGAAUGCAGAGAUGGGCUGUAUAUGCUCGGCUCUCGUGUCCUUUGAUGGUUCGUGUCAGAGGCAGAACGGGGUAUUUUGCACGUGCAAGAGCAGGAUUUUGCAGGAAGAUGGUAUAUUAAAUUUGACUGAAUAAAAAGACGUAUUACGGAGUGUUUCUGUUUUUAUUUUUUAGGUUGAAUUCGGGUGGGAUCUUUGGACCUUCUGCUCGACUCGAGCAAAAACGACACCCUCCCCUCAUUAUCUUGACAAUACAGAAUUUAAUUGGAAUUAGUUAUUCAACUGUAACUGUAAUUUUAAACCGUCAAAUGAUAAUGGCAUAGUAAUUUCCUCGUUUCUGUUCGAAAUGAAUGCCCACUGAUUCUAACAAUGAGCCCAUCACAGUCUGAAUUAAUCAUUAAAUAACAGAUAAAACGGCACAGACGAACGCAGGAAGGGAAAAAUCAGCUGCACUGACUAAUGAAUGACCGGUCAAGCGUAACAUUAUGACCACCUUCCUAA